Molecule: messenger RNA, 2385 nt
Organism: Acanthaster planci (crown-of-thorns starfish)
Lineage: Eukaryota; Metazoa; Echinodermata; Asteroidea; Valvatida; Acanthasteridae
Product: bcl-2-related ovarian killer protein homolog A-like
Biological process (GO): intrinsic apoptotic signaling pathway in response to DNA damage; release of cytochrome c from mitochondria; regulation of apoptotic process
Cellular component (GO): mitochondrial outer membrane
Molecular function (GO): BH domain binding
Source: RefSeq, a predicted model, not a curated record
UCGACUCACAUUUAUGUGCUAUCAGAUAACUCAGUGCACCAGGUUGUAUUCAAAAUUUAACUCGCAAAAGACUAAUUUUGAACUCUCGGAGAAAAACUACGCAAAAUGGGUCUCGGUAGAGCUGUUGAUUGAAGGACUGAGAAAAAAGAAACGAUGGGGCAGAUGCGUUUUAAAAAUUCGGCGGAAAGGUUGAAGAAUUUAAGGGAACUGACAUUUUGCUUCUAUGAAAAUGUCGCAAACUUGAUCAUUUGAGGGAGAGAAAAAACCCAGUUUCCCAACUCGAACCGCUUAUUCAGAUGGGAGGCUUUAUACACAUACAUACAUACAUUUAAUGAUAUCAUAUAGGCUACAUUUGUAGUAAAAAUAGGCCUAUCUCCAAACAACAUCAGCGACACUUGUUAAGUUGUUUCAACAUCAUUCGUUCGCACACAGCCUUGGAGGUUAUAGCUCCUUGCGUCUUCCUCCCCCGGGUCUGUGUGCCGCCUCGGCGUCGAUUGAUCGGCACGUCACGGCGGUCGCGAUCGCCAUCUUCAACACCUCUGCUUCCCGCCCACUGCAGGUCCCGACUCAGCUGCCGACGUCCACCGAGAGUGUCCGGUGUGGUGGCUAAAGUCAUGCCUUCCAUGGAAGAUGUAGUGGCUCAAGAGGCCGUCAUUCUAUGCAAUGAGUUUAUUCACUACAAACUCCAACAACUGGGUCUCGUCAGGAAGGGGCGAACGGUUUUGCCUGGUGCCACAGCUCCCAACACUAAAACGUACGAUUCCACCGCCGCCACAAACACCACGAAAUCGCAGUCGGGGCCCACGCUCCACGAGACCAUGCUCGAACUACAGCUGGUCAGCGCCGAGCUGGAGCAGCUGUACCCGACCCUGUUCCACGGUGUGUUCGGCCAGCUGAACAUCACCCGGGUCAGCUCGGAGGAGGUGGCCGAGGAGGCCUUCCAUUCCGUGGCCGACGAGCUGUUCCGGGCCGGUAUCACCUGGGCCCGGGUGGUGGCCAUGUUCGCCGUGGCCGGGGCGCUGGCCGUGGAGUGCGUGCAGCAACGGAGCUACGACUACACGGCCUUCGUGGACCGGCUGGUGGCAAGCCUAACCAGGUUCGUGCGGGAGAGGUUGGUGAGCUGGAUUGCUCGACAAGGAGGAUGGAGCGAUAUGGCCAAAACCUUUCAUGGGACAAAAGAGGAUGACUCGUACGUUUUGAUGACUAUCGGUGUCCUAGGAGCACUGUGCGGACUCGCGGGGACCAUAGUAGCAACCAGUAAGCUCCAGGUGUCCUUAUAACCAAUGAGAUCACGUCCCUGUGACGUCAACGACGGAGCAAACAAUCAGGAACGACUUGGGGGAUGGGUGCACCUGCGUCAAGUAGUCAAUCACGCCCGCACUGAAAACGAGACCUACGCAGAGCACACGGAUAUCGGCACACACUGACCAGUGGUUUGGCCGUGUUGAAGUGACACGAGCACGAACGCAUAGCCAAUGAAAGCUAAUACUACCAGAUGGUGAUAUCAAACAACACAGAGGGCGCACUGAAUGAGCAGCCUGGAUGCCUUCGAUUGGUAAAGCCUCGGCAUCUCCAUAACAUCUUAUCAGAGCACUUUCCCUGAGCACCUAUGGCACUGCAUUUGGCAUUGCCACGCGCACCCACACUUCGUAAUUUUACUUGUCGAAAGAACCAAUAACCGGAACUCUAGUGUGUGAAGAUGGCAAGACAAAAACUUUCCAAGAGGAAUUGCAAAACACCAGCGCUAUGUUUCAAGACACACUAACUUCCUUAUUUUUUUUUUAAAUCUACGUACAUUUAUGUGAAUCAGUGUAUUAUUAGGAAGUGAUUUUUAUCAACUGAACUUCACAAAAGGUUAGGCUUCUUGCAAGGAUAUUGCUAUUACCAGGGUAAUGUAUUAUUCUGACUAGUAUUGCCGUAAAUUCACUUUCUUGGCUUUGUAAUCUGAGUUUUUAAAAUGAAAAUCUCAAAGCUCGAUUAUAGAAGGCCCGAUACACGAAGUUUUUUUGAAAUGUAGGUACUUUUAAAAGAGUGUUACAUUAACUGUUUGGUUUUGUACUCUGAAGAUUUUGGAAAUUAAUUUUUCUUUACCGCUUGUUAUGUCCUAGACAAGGGAGGAGUAUUCGUUGGGCCCUGUUUACAGGUCUAGUUAUGUCCGUCCCACCUUCCAGCGUGGAGAAAAGUCUAUCCUUCGAUCAUUGUCUUCUCGUGUUUGGUGUGUGCAUUGUUCAUGUAUUCAACGGUCUGUGAGAACCAGCGUUUUUACACCAAUGGUUCUGGGUACCGCAGCCUGAGAGCAACAUACCAGCGUAUUUGCCUUGAGCAGAAGCACCCCUCAUUGGUUGAAAAGGGCCACAUUAGUGGGGAUUGUUCAUUUUGUUGGUA